AUGAAAGAUUGAAAUGAAACCUGGAGAAGUGUGUUGGCUUGAAUUAAAACUCAUUUAACAUACAGAAUCCGCAAUGAGGUGUUGCAGCACUAGCGUGCGUCAGAUCUCCAUUGCCUCUGAGCCUCAUCGCACGUUUUUUCUCAAGCUAGAGUGGGCUGAGGAUCUUGGAUCUGGCUUUGUUAUCCUUCUGUCCGAUGGCAUCUCUGCAUGGAGUGGUGAAGUUUCAGAGGAGGAUGUGUCCCGUGAAGCUCAGGAGAUCGAGAUGGAGCGGGAGAGGUAUGUUGGUGACCUGCAGCUGGCUCUGACCGGAGAGGGACCGGCAGCGGAGGGGGAAUACAGCUUCCACCUGACACCCGAGAGACCCGGCCACCCCCUGCUGCAGCUGUCUUAUGAGAAGGUGCAGAACGACAUCUCGUUCAGGCUCGGCGUGGUGGAUCUGCAGGCAGUGCCUGAGCCCACUGAAGUCAUAAGGGAGCUCAUUAGUCAUGGCCUGGAGCAGAGCGCACGUCUACAGGCCAAAAACCAGCACCUGCUUGAGGAGAACCAGAAGCUGAGGAGAGAACAGGAACACAUCACUAAAGAGAUGCAAAGGUACGUCCAGGGGAAGGAGAAGUUGGAGAGAGACCUGUACAGCCGAUUUGUGCUGGUCCUAAACGAGAAGAAAGUCAAACUCAGAGCUCUGCAGAAAAGUGUCAAAGAGCUGGAGAAAUCUGUUGAAGAGAAUCGACUGAGGAAAAAGGCAGAUAGUGAAGACCACAAGGCGAUGGAGACUGCGGCAGAUAAAAGUCCUGGAGAGAGUGAUUAUGGAGGUAGUACAGAAGAUGAACAGGAGGCUGAACACAGACAGCCAGACCCAAAGCCUCUUACACAAGAGAUGCCAGAAAGCAACCCGAUGGAUGACAGCUUAAAUGACAUCACAGAUGUGGCGCCCUGCCGAAAACGCCGCCACCGUCAUCUCCAACAGCUGGAGACGCAAGCCAAACGAGCAGCACUGGACCAGCGACAGAGAUCCAGAGAGAAGCUGACGGAAGAUGCCAAAGCCGAGACGAGCAAGACGUCAACCGUCCAACCGAAACCAGCAAGCGCUGCUGCGAACGUUGAUCCUGACGACCUGUUCGAUGAUAUAUGACCUUCUUUAGGACCUAAUGAGCACCGUUUGUGAUAAGCAUGACUUUUGAACUGUUUUUAAACUGUAGCAGUAAUAAAAUUAGACUUUUUUAAAAGUAUUUUAUAGUAAAUAUGAACUGGCUCUAUAAUAAACAAUGAAAGUUUAAAAAAGAACACUACUUUUUAAUGAAAAGUGAAGCAAAAUUUUGAAUUUGUCAAUUUUUAACUGUAAGUUGUGAAUAAAUCUAAAAAAUGUGAAUAAAGAUGUUUUUCUCA
Molecule: messenger RNA, 1383 nt
Organism: Sinocyclocheilus anshuiensis
Lineage: Eukaryota; Metazoa; Chordata; Actinopteri; Cypriniformes; Cyprinidae
Product: DNA repair protein XRCC4-like
Exons: 8
Coding region: 74-1129 (351 amino acids)
Biological process (GO): double-strand break repair via nonhomologous end joining; response to X-ray; positive regulation of ligase activity
Cellular component (GO): nucleus; DNA ligase IV complex; DNA-dependent protein kinase-DNA ligase 4 complex
Molecular function (GO): DNA binding
Source: RefSeq, a predicted model, not a curated record